AUGAACACGCCACCUUCCUUGCCGGACCUCUCCUUGCAGAUCAGCCUUCCAAUGUCAACGAAGCCCAACCCACCAAGCUCAACCACCACGCAUUCUGGUUGCAGUGCAAAAAGUGAUUUGAGCCAUAAAAAUAAUCUGUUCCGCUUAGGGUUUGAAGUGGGAGAUAUGGGUCUUCUACAGCGUCAUCAUCAAGCAUGUAAUGUCCGUUGCCGCCGCGACUUCAAAAGAAGUGUCGGUGAUGUUGCGUACGGAGUAAAAAGAAGCCCCCGCGCUCCCAGAAUGAGAUGGACUACAACUUUACACGCUCAUUUUAUACACGCCGUCGAGCUUCUUGGUGGCCAUGAAAGAGCUACACCAAAAUCUGUAUUGGAGCUUAUGAAUGUCAAGGAUCUAACCCUCGCUCAUGUCAAAAGCCAUUUGCAGAUGUACAGAACAGUGAAGAACACUAUCAAGGGAACAGAUGAUUCUGGAAGGCCUGAGCUUGAACCAGAUGCUGUUGUUUUAUCUUCUUCUUCUUCAUCUUCGUCGUCGGCUUCUGCUCAAAACUCGAACUUUCAAUGGCGUCGUCUGCAGAGAAUCCAAAGAAGUAGUUUGGUAACGUCAAUGCACAAGAGUUGUGACAGGACCAAGUCAAACGGCGACGUUUUCGCUAAAUCCAGAGGAAUUAAGGUGGAAGGAAGCAACGGAGAUUAUGAGAAGGCAAUUGCCAUGCAGCGGAUUAAUUUAGAGUUCACUCUUGGAAGCCCAAGUUGGCAAUUGGAUUAUGGCGAUGCAAAUGAGCUUGCUCUUCUCAAUUGCUAA
Messenger RNA from Cucurbita pepo subsp. pepo (vegetable marrow), 801 nucleotides. RefSeq names its product putative transcription factor KAN4. Gene Ontology annotation, biological process: regulation of DNA-templated transcription; abaxial cell fate specification. Gene Ontology annotation, molecular function: transcription cis-regulatory region binding. The record is from RefSeq and is a predicted model, not a curated record. NCBI's taxonomy places the organism in Eukaryota, Viridiplantae, Streptophyta, Magnoliopsida, Cucurbitales, Cucurbitaceae. Gene Ontology annotation, cellular component: nucleus.